GAGCUUCACUAGUAAAGCAAAGCAUUCAGCAAAAUCCAUCCAAAAAAUUGCUCACAUGGGAAGUUUGAUGAUGAAGCUGCUAUUGUUGAUGUUGGUUAUUUGUGGAUCAAUCCCAUGUUCUCUUGGAUUUGAACCACUUGAAAUCUUGGCUUCACAAAAGGGAGGAAUAGAGAAAACUGGUCGUCAACUUUCAGGAAAAGCAGCAAAUCCCAGUGAAGAUGUGAAGAAAAACCAUGAGAAUAUGAUCGGAAAGCUGAGGGAAUAUGGUGAAAAUCUGCAACAUGCCGCAGACUCCAAGCUAAAUAUUGAUGGCAAUUUCAGAUGCAACAAUCAAUUUGGAACGCAGCCCACUGAUUCCCUUGGUAGUAUCAGUUGUCAUGAUAAUCAUGGUUGAUUAUGCA
This is a messenger RNA of Manihot esculenta (cassava), 401 nucleotides long. RefSeq lists its product as uncharacterized. Lineage: Eukaryota; Viridiplantae; Streptophyta; Magnoliopsida; Malpighiales; Euphorbiaceae. The record is from RefSeq and is a predicted model, not a curated record. The transcript is spliced from 2 exons. Bases 56 to 394 code for a protein of 112 amino acids.